Molecule: messenger RNA, 1506 nt
Organism: Miscanthus lutarioriparius
Lineage: Eukaryota; Viridiplantae; Streptophyta; Magnoliopsida; Poales; Poaceae
Source: the annotation of a GenBank genome assembly
AUGGAGGACAUAUCCAGCCCUCUAGACAUAGAUUGGGGCAAGUUGACUACCCGGAGUCCUACAUGUAAUAUAAUCAACCAGAACGACAAUCAGUGGGAUGCUAUCACCGCCUUCCCGCGAGAUAUUAACACCACAAUAGUGGUAACAACAAAAAUCCAGGGUGUAGCUAAAUUCGGCAGCCUUCCCAACUACUACGUGUACAAUAUGGGCAAACUUAGUGAUGAUCACUCAAAGCAAUUGUUACUAAAGGCAGCUGAUCUGGAGAAAUAUUCGGAUUCCUCACUGUCAGAUUCAAAAGCAAUAUUGAAAAUAUGUGAUGGUCAACCGCUUGCACUGAGUACUGUAGGCAAAUUCAUGCGAAAAAGAAGUUUGAUGGAAGGACCUGACUGGGAUGGUAUUUGCAACCAGCUACGUUGUCAUCUGGGGAGCGACGAUUCCUUAGACAGAGUGCAUCAGGCGCUUAUGCAUGAGUACACCAGCUUACCAAGCUGUGCUAUCAAAGCUUGCUUGCUAUAUUUUGCUAUGUUCCCGAGUGAUCAUCGAGUCAAGCCCCAAAGGAUAAUGAGGCAAUGGUUAGCUGAGGGGUUUGUAGAACCAGAAAAUUCAUUGGGUGAUACAGCUGACAAAUGUUUCGAGGAGCUCCUGGAUCGAAGCAUUGUCCAUCCCAUUGAGGUUAGCAAUAACAAGACAGUGAAGACAUGCAGAACAUAUGGCAUGAUGCAUGAGUACGUAAUGUUCAAAUCUCUCUCUGAAAACCUCAUUAUGUUGUGUGAUAAUGGCAAUUAUCAGAACUCUAAAAGUAAUGGGAAUUUCCAAACUACACAACAUCGUUGCCUUUCUCUUCGAGACAGCAGUAUAUCAGAUAGUAGCAGUUUGGACAGUGAUCUAUCUCUUGUCAGAACUCUGAUAGUCUUCGGGAAGGCAGGAUCUAUGUUGAAUUUUGACAGUUUAAGCUUCCUGACAAAGCUAUACCUUCAGAACAAUGAACUGCCCGGAUUUGUUACCAGACUGCGUGGUCUCAAGGAGUUGUGCCUUCAAUCAACUAAACUGAAGGCAGCUCUUCUCACAGCAUUGGGUACUCUUGAACACUUAAAGUACCUGAAGCUAAUCGCUGGCGAACUUGAUGAUUUUGUCCUCCAGCGCAAUGCAUUGCCAUCUCUUGUCUGCAUACGUUUUGUCCUGAAAAGUCCAACACUCCCAAAAAUGGAACAUGGUGCUAUGCCAAUACUCAAAUCGCUUCAGCUGCUCUGUGAUGGUCUAAAUGGACUUUCUGGUCUACAAAUUAAUUACUUCACACACCUGAGGGAAGUAAUUCUUGAUGCUGGAGUUGAGGUCAACAGUACUACAAUACAAAACUGGCAAGAUGCGGCUGCGAAUCAUCCCAACAGACCAAAAGUUAUUUUGCUUAAUGCGCUUGAUUCAACUGAGGGUGCUUCUAUACAAGGUUCUGCAGAGUCAUGGCAAAUAAAAAUGGAGCUGAAACCCAUAUGCUACCUAAUGGAUUGA